UAUCUCAGUAUUUUCUUAUAAUCAAUUUUUCUAUAGAACAUAAUAUUAAGUCCCGACGAAUAUUUAUAAAGUUGGGAUUUAUUCGACUUCGUUUUAAUUCUGUGCAAUGUUUCGUUUAUAUAAUUUACAGAAAAUUCUCCCUAGCAAUAUAUCAAGUCUUAGAUUUUCCAUUUGUAAAUAUUCUCAUAAUACCACUACACCUGAGGCGGCAGAACAAACUGAAAAAGCCAGAGAUGAGUCUAAAAGGCCCCAAUCUAAAAGGUUGGAAGAAUUCCGAAAGAAGUUAAGAGAAACAACUCCAAUUAAUGAUCUUGGAGAACAACCUACAAUGCAUCCAUCUCAAAAAGAUGAAAAUCCACUUCCUCCAUGGCCCAAUGAUAUCAAUCCUCAUACUGGAGAAGUAGGUGGGCCUAGAGGACCAGAACCUACUCGCUAUGGAGAUUGGGAAAGGAAGGGGAGAUGCACAGAUUUCUAGCCCAAUUAUGCUACCUAUUGUAUUAAUAAUGAAAAAAAAAAUAUUUGACGAUUGCUAUGAUUUAGAGUAGAUGGCUGAUAAACUAAUAAUAUAUCUGUGAUGUAUUGAUGUCAAUUGUAGAUUUCUUUUAUAAUGUUAUCUACAGUUGAUAUAGAUUACAAGUCUGUGAAUAUUAUGUAAGAAAUUCUGAGUGGUGGCAUCCCAACCAUUCUACCAUCAUAGUUUACAUGAAUAUUAAUAAAAAUAAAACUUGAAGCUAGAAUAUUAGGAUAUUACCUACUUUGUGUUGGUGCUUAUUAUUUUUCUUGGAAAUUUAUAGAUUAGUUUUAAUCAGUUAUACUUUGUGUGUUAUAUCAGGUUAGAUAACUUAAUUGUAGUAGAAAUUUGUUAAAAUAAAAAUUUUGAAAUAUUU
Molecule: messenger RNA, 887 nt
Organism: Spodoptera exigua (beet armyworm)
Lineage: Eukaryota; Metazoa; Arthropoda; Insecta; Lepidoptera; Noctuidae
Source: the annotation of a GenBank genome assembly